This is a messenger RNA of Rattus norvegicus (Norway rat), 1262 nucleotides long. RefSeq names its product GPN-loop GTPase 2 (gene Gpn2). Bases 1 to 933 code for a protein of 310 amino acids. Lineage: Eukaryota; Metazoa; Chordata; Mammalia; Rodentia; Muridae. Gene Ontology annotation, cellular component: cytoplasm. The transcript is spliced from 5 exons. The record is from RefSeq and is marked validated.
AUGGCGGGGGCCGCCCCGACUACAGCCUUCGGGCAGGCUGUGAUCGGGCCCCCGGGCUCAGGGAAAACUACGUACUGCCUGGGCAUGAGUGAGUUCCUGCGCGCGCUGGGGCGGCGCGUGGCGGUGGUGAACCUGGACCCAGCUAACGAAGGACUGCCUUAUGAAUGUGCCGUGGACGUGGGCGAGCUGGUGGGUCUGGGCGACGUAAUGGACGCGCUGCGCCUUGGGCCCAACGGUGGCCUGCUCUACUGCAUGGAGUACCUGGAAGCUAACCUAGACUGGCUGCGCGCGAAGCUGGAGCCCCUGCGAGGCCACUACUUUCUCUUCGACUGCCCCGGACAAGUGGAGCUCUGCACGCACCACACCUCCCUACGCAGCAUCUUCUCCCAGAUGGCUCAGUGGGACCUGAGGUUGACUGCUGUUCACCUUGUGGAUUCUCACUACUGUACAGACCCAGCCAAGUUCAUCUCAGUACUGUGUACCUCCCUGGCCACCAUGCUGCAUGUGGAACUGCCCCAUGUCAACCUCCUCUCCAAGAUGGACCUUAUUGAACACUAUGGGAAGCUGGCCUUCAACCUGGACUACUACACUGAAGUCCUGGACCUCUCCUACCUGCUUGACCACCUGGCAUCCGACCCUUUCUUCAGUCACUACCGACAGCUCAAUGAGAAGCUAGUGCAGCUCAUCGAGGACUACAGCCUGGUCUCCUUCAUCCCACUGAACAUCCAGGACAAGGACAGCAUCCAGCGAGUCUUACAGGCUGUGGAUAAAGCCAAUGGCUACUGCUUUGGGGUUCAAGAGCAGCGGAGUCUGGAAGCCCUGAUGUCUGCAGCAGUGGGAGCUGACUUCCAUUUCUCCUCCACCCUGGGCAUCCAGGAAAAGUACUUAGCAUCCUCGGACCAGACCGCAGAGCAGGAAGCCAUGCAGCUGUAAUAUAUGGGGCCUGGAUCGCCGUGGACAGCUCAGCAGGGUAUGGACCCAAAGCCAUAUCCAGCCAGAGCAGAGGCUGGAAGGGAACCACGGUCCCUGCAAAGGACUUCUGAAUAAGAAGCCACACACAGCACCCUUUGUGGUGCCCAUAAACUCAGGGCCCUGCCCCCAGGAGGUGGGGACCAAAGGUUGUGGAAUAGCUCUCCUCGGGCUGCAGUGGAUGGGUGCGCUCUGACACAGGAUUAUUUUCUAUUUUUUGUGACCUCAAACUUUCCUUCAACCCUAUGGACCCAGGGACUCGGAGAACAAAGAAACAUCUUUGUCCCUCCAAA